GUGAAUACACUAAGCAUUGGGAGAUAAACUCGGAGCAUAUCUGCAGCUAAUAUGCGAGAUCUAUGCACAGGGCACGAGAGUAUGGAGAAAUGAGGAACAACCUGCAGUCACAGGGACUGAUUAUAAGGGGGAGAGCAGGCAGCACAAAGUAAGAAAAGACUAAAGAAGAAGGACUUGAUCCAGAUUGAGAGCAAGAGGAUAAAGGGAGGAAAGGGCUGUCAAAACCAAGGAGAUGGCAGAGAAUCAAGACUGGCCCCAGCAUGCUCCUGUUAGGGCCACAGAUUUUUUUAGUGGUCCCCGAACUCAGCAACUCCCUGUGUAUUUCCAAGAACAGAACUGUUUCUCUAUCUACAAUGAAGAAAUCACCAGCCAACAUCACCCUGCAGCUGCUUGUCAGAGAAUCCCUCAGCCUUACAGUUCCUUUGGAUCUAGAUCAGAAUCCUGCUUUGCCAGUGCUGUUAUUUCCCCGAGCUAUGCCAGUGCCUCAGUGCCUUGUGUCUCUCCCAGAGCUGAACCAAAGCACAUGCCCCAUUACCCCUUACCUCAUGAUGACUUCAGCACAGAAACUGCCACCUUCCCACCGGAACCAUCAUUAAAAAUGCUGUGUAUUUCUCAAAACCUUCCUGUGCAAAAUCCAGACAUUUUGUUUCCACAAGUAUCCUGCCCAAAAAAUAAUUAUUCUGGCUCUUUCAUAGAAAGCAGCAUCCUUGGCCACACUGCACCCUCCCUUGCAGAUGGCUACCCCUUGUAUUCAGAAAACUCUUCCCCUCACAUAUUCUCCUUUCCAAAACAACGUGGGAGCUUAGCAAAAAACAAGUCAGCAGUGGACACUACAGAAAGACCUUCUUCUGUCAGCCCGUUAUCCAUUUCUUUAAAAGCUAAGCCAGAUUCCUCCACGAAUGCGCCAUCUUGUGGGCUAACUGGACAAAACAGCACGACAGGUACAAGAUCGGAUCCUCUAAGUUUCCCAGUUAUUGCUGAUUCAGCUGUACAGCCCCCUGUGCCUCCCACAAUUCAGUGCAACUUCUCACCAACAUCCCCUCCUCUUCCUCCUCCCCCAAUAUUUGUGAGUCCUGUGUUUAGUCCCCAGAACAAUAAUUCCAUUUCUGGUUCCACAGCAUGGUCGUGCUCAUCUCUGCAACCCAAAACAGAGAGACUUUCCCCAACAUCAAUUUGUGCAGGUGGUGAACACAAAGAUUCGCUCAGUGUGCCCUUCCUUCAGACCUCUACCUCCUGGAGCAGAACUGGGUGUAAAAAGGUCGAGGGCCAGCGCAUUACGCACAUCUCGGCAGAGCAGAAGCGGCGGUGUAACAUAAAGAUAGGGUUCGACACUCUGCAUAAUCUGGUGACAACUCUGCAUGGACAGCACAGCAAUAAGCUCAGCAAGGCAACCACCCUGCAGAAGACAGCUGAGUAUGUCUAUAAGCUGCAGCAGGAGCGGGUCCAACUGCAAGAAGAGGCACAGCACCUUCGUUGUCAGAUCCAGGAGCUCAAUGACAGUAUUAGCCUUUGUCAGCAGCAGCUCCCAGCCUCUGGCAUUCCUAUGACACAACAGCGGUUCCAGCACAUGCGUCAACUGUUCCAGAACUAUGUACAAUCACGGACCCUGCAAAACUGGAAGUUCUGGCUUUUCAGCCUCGUCAUCAGGCCUCUUUUUGAGUCAUUUAACAGGACAGUUUCCACUGCAAGUCUGGCAGAUCUCAGGCAGACGUCUCUUGAAUGGUUGGACCAGUACUGCUCCCUCCCAGCGCUGCGGCCCUCUGUGUUAAGUUCACUUUGCCAGCUCAGCACCUCUACAUCCAUUCUCAGUGACCCAACACUGUUGCCAGAGCAAGCAUUACAGGCUGUCACCCGGCCGGAUAAUGAGGAUAUCUUUGUCUAAUUGAGCCAGACUGACAUUCCCUUCCCCGCACUGCUCUAUGUUUAUACUGAAUAUAAAUGGACCUUUUAAUGUGAUAGCCUAUUAAAACCGUGGACUGUUAUAUUUUUCCUUGGCAUACCUCCCAACUGUCCCGUUUUCAGUGGAACAGUCCCUCUUUUAACAGCUCAACCACAGACCAGUGUUUGUACUGGAAAGUCCCGAUUUUCUUUGCACUGAACAGCUAAAAAAAGAUGUUUCUAACUUAUUCGGCUUUUUGCAGAGAGUGCAGAACAGUCACAGCUGCAGAUAAGAUACUUUUGUAACAAUUUUGAGAUAAGAAAAUAAGUAAUUGUAACAAUUAAGAU
Messenger RNA from Xenopus laevis (African clawed frog), 2226 nucleotides. RefSeq names its product carbohydrate-responsive element-binding protein (gene mlxipl.S). The transcript is spliced from 11 exons. NCBI's taxonomy places the organism in Eukaryota, Metazoa, Chordata, Amphibia, Anura, Pipidae. The record is from RefSeq and is a predicted model, not a curated record. Bases 233 to 1882 code for a protein of 549 amino acids.